UUAACUGAACAUAGCCAAACAAAAUGUUGUGAUUACGAAAUCGAUUGUUACUGAGGAGAGAGGUGUGUCGGAGCCUCGGAGGUGUGUGGAGGAAUGUCAAUAAGUGCUCAUAUCUCACAAAAUGGCUCAAAAACGAAGAGCGAUCGAAGAUCUUGUGCAAAGAGCAACAGAAUCCAAGAUCAAGAAAUUUGAAAGCAUACGAGGAAAGCAGGAGAUCAAUUUCCCCUACUGGGACAUCGUGGUCAUCACGGCCGGAGAUGAAGAUCAGAAGACAGCCUACGACCUGCAGCUGCAGGAGAAGCUGGCCCGGCAGCAGCUACCCCUGGGCACCAAGUACCAUGUCCUGAAAGAUCCCGGAAAUGUAAAAAUUGGACCAGGAGGUUCAAUGAUGGCUGCCCUCUCCUACCUCCAGACUAUCUACAACCAAAGCCUCUUCAAGAAGAAGGUCCUUUUCAUCCCAGCCGGUGGCUACAGCCAGCGACUACCGAGUGCCAGCCUGCUGGGUAAGAUCUUCACGGCUGUUCCCUAUGGACGACCCAUCUACCAGAUGCUUGAGUUGAUUCUGGCCAUGUACAUUGAUCUUCCUGCUCAUAUGCCGUCCGGAGGCAUCUUCCUGGCCUGUUCGGACGUCAUCAUCCUCUACGACUGCACCGUUGGCGUAGAGUGGUCCUUCGACAAGCCAGGUAUCACUGCCUUUGGACACCCGGCUCCCAUUGCCGUUGGGACAACCCAUGGGGUGUUCUUGUACAAGGACACGCCUAAUGUCUGCUCUCAGGUGCAUAUCGUCGAAUGUGAAGAGUUCCUGCACAAGAGAUCGGAAGAUGUCCUCAGGGAAAAGGGUGUCCUUCUGCCGCAACCGUGCCAGCAGACCCUGGGCAUCAGUGAGGACCAUGUUCUGGUGGACAGCGGCUACUUCAUGGAUGGUGAGACCGCUAAGAAGAUGAUUGAGUUCUACGAGGAAAAGUCUCCACUUUCAUGUGAGAUAGACUCCCAUGGGGACUUCCUGCAUGGCCUCGGGAACUGCGGCAAUAACAGUUACAUCAAUGACAUGUCCAACGUCAGCAGUAAGACAGAUAAAUUACUGUCCAUGCGGCAAGAAGUCUUCAAGCUCCUCCAGGGGACUCCACUCCACGUCCUUGUGUUGCCCUACUCCAAGUUUUAUCACAUCGGGACAACGGAAGAGCUGCUUAGUCAUUUUUGUGAUAACUGCAGCUUGAGGCGAGAACUAAGCCUGACCAAAGAUGCCUUCAACCGAUCAGUGGACCUUGGCGAUAGCAACACCGUGCUUGACAAGUGCGCUACCAGGGAAGCAUGCAUCAUGGACAGCAUAGUACCUCAAGGUAUGGACACCAGCAAACCAUGCAUCGUGGAGUACUGUCACUUCAAGUCUCCGUGUCAUCUUGGCGAAAGAUGCAUCGUCAGCAACUGCGUCGUCCAGGCACCUUCUUCUGGCUGUCCCGUAAGCAUACCCUCGUUCACAUUCCUUCAUACAGCAGCUGUCAAGACUAGAGAGGGCAGCACUCUCUAUGUCACCAUAUUCUUUGACAUCAGGGACAACCUCAAGCGCUCUGCUCCUCACCUGGAGGAAGCAGGCCAACUCUCCUUCUUGAACCAAAGUCUUCAGGUCCUCUUCAAUAACUUCAACAGUACAUCUCUCCAAGCAAUUUUCCCACCAGGUACUACUACCUUCUCCAUCUGGAAUGCAAAGCUCUUCCCACCCAAAGAGACAAUGGAACAGUCCUUCCAGACUACAAUGAAAUUCCUGGAUGAAGUACACACUGCCGAUCAGGAAGCCCAUUCCAUUGUGGGAGAGGGGUGUCUUUCAAUGGCUGAUGUUCUCAAUUCCAAAGAUAUUCAAGCAAUGUUGGUAUACCGCAAGCAGCUUUAUUCUUUAAUAUUAGCAGAUUGAAUAAAACCAGUGACCCAAAAGUGCCUUAUCUCAUCAGUUUACAUGUAUACCCAUUUUACUUGAUUAUGUUGGCCUUCAUGUACAUCACAUCACAUGCACUUGAAUUUCAGUUGAUACAAUCUUGAAUUUUGUUGGUUUGUUUGUUUGUUUGUUUUUGUUUUUUAAAUAAAUUAUAUCAUCCUGUUGACUUAAAUAUAAUAAAAGAAUAGGUAAGAUGAUAUGGCAAUUACAAUAAUAGGUGUAUAUGGUUUUAUUUACUACUCCUAUGGAAUUUUAACGAAAGGUUUGCUUGUAAUAUUACGUAAUCAAUAAUACCCAUGAACGUUACUUAACCCUCUGUCGCUGUCUUUCUUCCCGUUUAUUCUCUUGGUCUUUUUUUGUUCUAUGAUUCAUGUUUUCAUUUGGAAUGUGUUGUAUGAUUUUUAUGUUUAGUAAUCCUGGAAGUUUCCUGAGUGUGCUUAUGUCUGCAGCUGUCUAUUAGGAGACUGUAAUCAAUUUUGUUUCAUUUUAUUUGACUCACACACUAGGCAACAGCAUUAAUGUUGACUAAUUUUCACUCUUUAAAUUUAUUCAUUAUUAAGUGUUAUUAUACUAAUAACUACCAGGGUGUCGGCAUUAGCCAGUAUUUUAAGAAAUUGUAUAAUUCAGGACAACAAUUGGGUAGAAUUUGCUUGUUUAUGGAGCAUGACCUGUCAACAUAAUCAUUUAUGAUAUUAAUUAUUCUGUUACUAUUGAAGAAAUCAUGUUAACAUGAUAUUAGCAGUUCAUUUUAUAAGUUUCAUUUAUGUAUUUUGUUACAUAAGUUUUGUAAGCACCAAAGUGAGUGACUCUUUAUGCUACAUAACUCUGUUUGCAUUUACGAAUAUCAACAAUAAAGUUUUGUUGAUGGCCAUGAAACUGCAAUGCAAUAUAGGCCGAGGAAGGAAUUCCAACUAUAUUCUUUGUUUACAUGUUUUUUGUAAAGUACUACCAAACUUUCAGGGUUGGAUUAUACGUGUAACGAACCCGGUUAGAGCAUUCCACCAUAAUUCACAUACACGUUUGUGAUUUCAAAUAAAAAAUGCUUUGAAAAACACACAAAAGAACGUGAAGCCUUUUAAUAAAAUACGAUGCUUAAAAUUUCUGGUACUACGAAAAUCAUUGUUGGGUUCAAUACACAUGUAGGAUCCAGUUAGUUUCCGUAGCCAGUGGAUUGAUAUAUUAAGUUUGCAAUAAUUAUCCAUGAAAAUAGAAUAGUAACCCAUCUUUUCCUUCCGAUUUUUUAUCCACUUAAUAGUUUCUAAAAUGAGAAACAUACAGUUAACGACUAAAUUAUACAUACCCCAACCAAGUUUUAUUGUUGUCUAAGUUUGCGAUUUUUUUGUUCUUCUCCAGAUUAAUGUUUCUUGAGAAAGUGACGUACCAAAGCUUACAUCAUGUAUUAAUCAUUAAACAAAGGCCCUAAUUCAACUCGUCCUCCUUUCAUUAUUGAGUUAUGAAAGACAUACAAUUUACAAAGGGUAUGAAUUAUUCAGUUGUUAUGUAGUAAUAUCAUAUUAAUGUAAGAGAGUUUUGAAAGGAUUCCAGCUUUUAUGUAACUUUAAUCAUGUCUGGAUAUUAUAAAUAGACCAGAAUAUACGAUGAAGUUGCUAGGGGAAGACAUAAAAGUGAAUACAUUAUCAUUUAUGGCACUCAUUUGAAUUUUCUUCGCUCAUAUAUGUAUCUCAGAGAAGGGCAUUAAAAUAAAAAAUCACUGAUGGUGCUGGACAAAAUAACUGAUUCUUAUUUCUUUCCGAGUAAUUUUUAUAAUUUUUUUUUAAAUCAGUUUUUUUUGCAAAACUUUAUUUUUUCAGGGUCGUGUAGAUCUUUGCGUUUGAUCGAUUUACUGUACAUAUAUAUACCUCACUUAUUUUUCCUUUCAAGUCUGUACAUAUCAUACACUUAUUGGUAUAAUAUUGAGAAUUUCUUGAUGUAUAAUAUAUUUUGGUAUGAAUAGUCAA
This is a messenger RNA of Strongylocentrotus purpuratus (purple sea urchin), 3888 nucleotides long. Its product is annotated as fucose-1-phosphate guanylyltransferase. Gene Ontology annotation, molecular function: transferase activity, transferring phosphorus-containing groups. The record is from RefSeq and is a predicted model, not a curated record. Bases 122 to 1909 code for a protein of 595 amino acids. Lineage: Eukaryota; Metazoa; Echinodermata; Echinoidea; Camarodonta; Strongylocentrotidae. The transcript has 3 exons.